GCUACCGUGAACUCACUAGCCAGUUGACAGUUUUUUGUGUGAUUGUUGACAGUGCUUUGUCUGCUAAUAUUUUAGGUUAUAUUCCUGUCAGAACGAAUUAAAAAUAAACAUUAGAUUUAAAAUGGUACAAAGUUCAAGUGGUAAACAAAAUUGGGUUUUAUAAAUCGGCAAUUUGUCCCAUACAUUUUGUUCACUGUUCUGGUGAUUUUUAAGUGAUGUCACUAAUUUCACGGCUUCUUGUUAAGAGCAAACCUCUCAAGCCAGUGAUUUUUUCAAAUAACUAUACUCUUCAGACACACAUCGCGAACAUGUCGAGUACGCCAAACUACGAAUUCUUGUCUGUUUCCACUCCUAAGGAGCACGUUUUCCAUGUUGAGCUGAACAGGCCCGAUAAGCUCAACGCCAUUAACUAUUCACUGUUUAGUGAGCUGAAAAGCUGCUUUGAAUUGAUGAGCGAAAGUGAAGAUUGCAGGAUCGUGGUUCUAAGCGGCGCCGGCAGGUUCUUCACUGCAGGAAUUGAUCUUCAAGAUGUAACGCAGAACAUGGUGCCUAAAGUGGCUCAGGUCGAAGACGUGGCGCGCAAAGCGAAAAUAUUCCGGCCCUUCAUCCGUCUUUACCAAGACAGCAUGUCUUCGUUGGAACAAUGCAGGAAACCUGUUAUUGCUGCGGUGCACAGCGGCUGCAUUGGGGCAGGAGUAGAUUUAAUCACUGCAGCCGAUAUGCGAUUCUGUUCGAAAGACGCGUAUUUCCAAGUCAAAGAGGUGGAUAUUGGAAUGGCUGCCGAUGUGGGCACUCUGCAGCGUCUUCCCAAAGUCAUCGGAUCUGAUAGUCUGGCCAGAGAACUCUGUUACACUUGCAGGAAAUUUCCUGCCGCAGAAGCGUUGGAUCGCGGUUUAGUUUCCAAGGUUUACGACACCAAGGAUGAAUUGAUCCAAGGCGUGAUCGGCCUGGCCGAAGAAAUAUCCAAAAAGAGUCCAGUUGCAGUGCAAACCACCAAAGCUAGUCUUGUAUAUUCAAGGGACCACACAGUGCAGGAGGGACUGGACCAUAUUGGUCUUUUGAAUCAGAUGAUGUUGCAAAGUGAGGACUUGGUUAAUGCCACAAUGGGGCAGCUGACUAAGGACCCAAACGUUGUCUUUUCAAAGCUAUAAGACUGAUCAAAUAAUUAAGGGAAAUGGGGAUUUCCUUCAAACGCUCUGUAUAUUUUUGGAGAACUAUUUUAACCACUGUUAAAGAUU
Messenger RNA from Dendroctonus ponderosae (mountain pine beetle), 1238 nucleotides. RefSeq names its product delta(3,5)-Delta(2,4)-dienoyl-CoA isomerase, mitochondrial. The record is from RefSeq and is a predicted model, not a curated record. Gene Ontology annotation, cellular component: mitochondrion. Gene Ontology annotation, molecular function: delta(3,5)-delta(2,4)-dienoyl-CoA isomerase activity. The transcript has 7 exons. NCBI's taxonomy places the organism in Eukaryota, Metazoa, Arthropoda, Insecta, Coleoptera, Curculionidae. The coding region runs from base 216 to 1151 and encodes 311 amino acids.